Messenger RNA from Aspergillus campestris IBT 28561, 756 nucleotides. Its product is annotated as zinc finger HIT domain-containing protein. Lineage: Eukaryota; Fungi; Ascomycota; Eurotiomycetes; Eurotiales; Aspergillaceae. The coding region runs from base 102 to 668 and encodes 188 amino acids. The transcript has 2 exons. The record is from RefSeq and is a predicted model, not a curated record.
UGGAAUGGUUGGCUGUACCAUGAUGACCGUACAGUUUUAAGGUACUUGACGCGCAGUGGGCACAAUCCAAUUCAAGGUUCUGGCCUGAGCUUGUCGGCAAGAUGUCUAGCACAUGUGAGGUCUGCAGUUUGGAAUCUCCUAAAUACAGGUGUCCUACCUGUGGGUUGAUGAGUUGUUCGCUGGCCUGCACUCAAUCGCAUAAGAUCUACUGUGCACCGAAAGCCCCGUCACCGAAAUCGCCCGAUGACUCCAACCACGAUCAACAACCGUCGAAGAGUGUCAACGGCCACGGCGCCGAGGACGAUGCUGUCCGUCCGCCCGCAGUAGGGUCAUCCGCCCAGCUCACAGAGCUCUUGGACCGAUAUCCUUCGCUUCGCGAGGAGCUACGAGAAAUCUACAAGACGACCCUCGAAGAAGAGUGGGUUGAGCCGCCGCAGUUUGCCGGUCGCGGACGGGGAUUUGGCCAGCGAGGCAGAGGAGGAGGAGCGCACCGGAACCGAGGACCCUGGACUCGCGAAAAAGGGUUCAACCGCGGAUUAGGCAAAGUUAGAAAGCUCCGGGAAAGAUGUGACGAUGGAUCGGAGAUCGGACAGAAAGCGGAAGGAUUCGUCCGAUUCAUGACUCUGGUGAUUGGAGAAGAUCAGGCUCCAUCCGGGGAGGGUGUAUGAAAGGGAGGUGGGGCCUCGGGGCGUCCCAUCAGCCUUCCAAGGAUGUCGGCGGGGACGGAGGCGAGUGACACCGACGCCUUUGGGACCA